AUGACAUGUACUAGGUGGUUUUGUUCUCUUCGAAGUUCAGGUAGAUCACUGAGAGAAUGCGAUGAGGAAGAAAACUUGUGUAGGAAGCCAAACGUAAAUGAAGAAUAUCUCCAAACAUUUAGAACAAAGUCUUUCAUUGAAAUAUGCAACAAAGCACAAGUGCAGUUUGGGAACACAAGAAGCCUCUCUUCAUCUUGUUCAACAUCUUCUCCUCCUCCUAUACGCAUUAAUCUCACCGACUCUUUGCUCGAACCCCGACAAGAAAUCAUUACAAACAUGACACGUAAUGUUAAGGUUCAUCAACUUCUAGUUGAGUAUUUCGAAGCUAGCUUAGAAGCAUGUCUUUGUUGUGACACAAUCCUUCAAGGAAUCCACUCAACAAGACUUUCUUAUACAAGAAUCACACGAGCUGUUAAUAAUUUCAAUGAUAGCACCAAUGAACAAACAAACACUACACCAAAAUAUCACAAAUAUCUUGCUUCAUUUUCAUCAAAAUUACAAAACAACCCUUUGUCUGCUAUUACUAGUACUACAAUGCAGUUUCAUGAUCUUCAUGAUAAGUACAUUGAACUUCUUCGUAAGCUAACAUCAAAGAGAAAGAAAAUCAAAAGAAGAUUAACAUUGAUUAGUGCUUGCAAGAAAGUUGGAGGAAUUGCUCUAGUUACUUCACAUGGUGCUAUUCUUAUUGCUUUAUUGAUUGUUUCUUUGCAUAGUGUUGUUGGAUUAGUUGCUGCACCAAGUAUUGUUGGAGGUUUAGUUGGUUUGUUCAUAAAGAGAAUCAAAUUUAGGAUUAGAAGAAGCUCUAGUUAUGAAAGACUAUGUGAACAACUUGAUGCUGCUGCGAAAGGAGUAUUUAUAAUGAUCAAUGAUUUGGAUACUAUGAGUAGGAUGGUGAAGAGGCUGAGUGAUGAAGUGGAAUAUAGGAAAAUGGUUGCUGAUGUUUGUGUGAAGAAUGUUGGUAGUAAAUGUGAAAUACUGAAGCAGGUUAUAAAUGAGUUUAGUGAUUAUGAGAAUAGGUUUUUGGAGCAAUUGGAAGAACUUGAAGAACAUGUUUACUUAUGCUUUCUCACGGUAAACAAAUCCAGAAGUCUUGUUAUGCAACAAAUUAUAUAG
Molecule: messenger RNA, 1113 nt
Organism: Vicia faba (fava bean)
Lineage: Eukaryota; Viridiplantae; Streptophyta; Magnoliopsida; Fabales; Fabaceae
Source: the annotation of a GenBank genome assembly